Soboliphyme baturini is the source of this 318-nucleotide messenger RNA. Lineage: Eukaryota; Metazoa; Nematoda; Enoplea; Dioctophymatida; Soboliphymatidae. The record is from the annotation of a GenBank genome assembly.
AUGCUACGAAACGAGUUUGGCGAUGACUGGGAGCAGCUGUUCGAAAAGUAUGAAGAGAAACCGUUCGCCGCGGCGUCUAUUGGAGAGGUUCACCGAGUAGUGCUGAAAUCCGGUGAGGAAGCGGCUUUAAAAAUUCAAUACCCCGGUGUCGCGCAAAGUAUUGACUCGGAUAUCAAUAACCUCUUGAGCCUCCUUUCGCUGAGCACCGUUUUGCCUCGCGGACUUUUUCUCGACAAUUUUGCGAAGGUGAUGCACCAAGAGCUGGCCUUGGAGUGCGACUACUUGCUGGAAGCCCAAGCUGCGAAGCGUUUCAAGUAA